UAAAUAAUCCAUGACUGUAAUCCCCUGAAUUGGGACAUCACGUGGUCAGUGUUAGGACCUGCAGCUGCAGUCCAAGAGCGUGAAACCACGGAGGUCUUCCUGGAGCUCUCCAAGGGGCAGGACGUGGAUGGUUUUGAUGCGGCUCUUGAUCCUUCAGUGAAGUGGAAGCUCCCGCAGGAAGCGCCUUAACGCUCAGAGACCCUAUGAUCCUGUUUAAACCUCUGCUGUUUUGUAAGAGAAUUAUUUUGGCAGUGUGUAAUGGUGGUAUCAAUCAUUUGGCAUAAACUGUCACGGCCCUCAUGUGACGACAUCACCCGGAAGUGCUGAUGUGAGUCUUCGUGCCAGAUGGAGGGCAUGUGCUGAAGUCAAGUCAGCGAUGGCGUGGGCUGAGACCAUCACCCAGUCGUAGCCGAGGUAGACAGGUGAUGGAGAGAGAUACAGGUAUGGAUGGAUGGACGGAUGGGCAUGAUAGAAAGCCAGGUAGGUAAGAGCUGGCUAAAUAGAUAAUAGUAAAUAAUGAUAGAUGGAUGAUAGAUAGUUAGACAGACAGAUAGAUGGUACAUAGACAUUAGAUGGCUGAGAGAUAAUUCUCUUCACUAACACAUCAAACUGGUAGAUAUACAGGUCCUGCACUUUGAAAGUGUCACAGCUCUCAUUUAGGCCAAUGUUAGAUGUUGUAUACUAUCUGACAAAAAUUAAAUGCUAAUUCUAGUUAUUUCCUGGACUCCUCAUAGGUUUGUGAUAAAAACAGAACCAAACCCAAGGAGUUCUCCUGUGGUGCAGCGGGCUAAGGACUCAACGUUGUCACUGCAUGAAUGUGCUCUGGGAAUAGGUGUCAUGUCGGAAAAGCAGCUGUGACUGGAACCGCUCCUUGUUGUCACUUGUCAUCUCCUGGUCAUUCUCCAGGAUCCAUCUGGCUUCUGGAGGGAUGGGGCCGUCGAAUUAAGUGAAGAUGCAACACCUCUCUCUUUGUAUUCUCGGUGUCGUGUAUGGUCUCUGCUUUUUCCCUCUUCGAGACGCAGUAUUGCUCUUGAUGGCGUGUCUUGGCUAGGGGUGGGAUAGAGGGACUUGUCAGAGGCGUUCAUUUUUCCUUCCCCGUAAUGAGAGUUCUUAGCCCACAGCAAGGACCCAGUAUGGGGGUUAUCCCAACUGCCGAGUCUGUCUAUUCCAGUACUAUGCUUGGAGAUAGAGAAAUGACCACUGGGUGUGCUUAGAGAACCGGGAGGACCACGUACAGCUGAACUUAACCAGAGCUCCAUUUAGUACCGUGGCUCUGCUACCUUUCUAACAGGGGGGCCGUAGGAACACCUUGGUUUUCCAGGGGUCAAUGCACAUUUAGAUCCUACACUUAACAGCCCUUGAAAUGUCUCCAGUGCAGGGUCAUCCAAAUAAAAGGCUGUCGGUCCCUUUGCAUAGGGACUUGGGGAAACAAUCAGAGUAUGUACUUGUCAAGAUGCUGCAGGAUCUUUCAUCUUUCAGGCUACUCCUUCAGACAGUAAACUGGGAUCUGAAAUUUAGCUCAGGACUGGGCACUAAGCAAGGGAUACCUUUUCAUUGGGGUGGUGAUACUAAGACAUGUAUUGUCAGACGAGACGUAAAAUAACAACAGUAACAACAGCAAAACCCGCGGUUCCACUACGUGCUGUGCAAAAUAAACGCAUUUCAAAUAGAAUGGUAUAGGUACAUUGGUAUAGUUGAAAAUGAAAGGGUGGAAGAAGGGCACCAUGCAAAUACUAAUCAAAGGAAAGUAGGAAUGACUAUAUUAAUAUCAGACAAGUAGUCAUCAGGGUAUGGAAAUUUACCAAAGACAAAGAUGGACACUGUAGGAGUUCUCUUGUGGCACAGCAGGUUGAAGAUCCUGCGUUGUCGCUGAGGCAGCUUGGGUCACUGCUGUGAUAUGGGUUCUAUCCCUGGCCCAGGAACUUCCAUAUGCUAAGGGCACAACCAAAAAAAAAGAUGGACAUUAUAGAAUAAUAAAAAGUCCAAUUCACCAAGAGGACUGAACACCACAACUUCGAAUUACAUGAGGCAAAAUCUGUUUUAUCUGAAAGGAAAAUGAGAAAAAUCCAGAAUUUUCAUUAAAAUCUUUAAUACUCCUCUCUCAAUAAUCAAGAGUACAAGUAGACAAAAAAUUCCAGACUACUAAACUGAACUAGCAAGGAGGAAAAGUAAAUAACAGCAUCGACCAACUAGAUCUAGUAGAUAUUUAUAUAACACUCCACUCAGUCCGUGGCAGAAUUUACCUCUUCUCAAGUGCAUGUGGAAUAUUCACCCAAAUAGUUCAUAUCCUAGGUCAUAAAACAAGUCUUUACACGUUUGAUAUUCGAAAUAAAAUUUCUGCCCAUAACAGAAUUAAACUAGAAAUCAAUAACCAAAAGAUAACAGGAACAUCUCCAAACACUUGUAAAUUAGACAACACACUGCUCAAGCGUUCAUGGGUCAUCGAGUAAGUCUCAAGGGAGAUGAGAGAAUAUUCUGAGCUGAAUGAAAAGGAGAAAGGAAUGAAAAUGCUUUUUAUCCAAGUGAUGAAGUCAGGCAGGCUAGUGGUCUAGGUGGAGAAAAGUGCUUUUCCCCGAUUAAACCCAUUGACUUUCUUGUGGUUUAAAGACACUGCUUUAAAUGUUGGUAUCAGCCACAUCAUCUUGGUCAUAACAGAGAAAAGCUCAUGAAUAUUGGAUUGCCCCUGUGCGAUUGCUCUUUAGGUUACAAUACAGCCUGGCAACCGAGUAUAAAUGCCACUGCUCAGCAGGAACUGGCUGGAUAUCAAAGAGAGGACAAACAGUUUCAGAGAGAUCACGUGCAUCUGAUGUUUUAGCAGGGCCAACAGAAUCGAGAGCAUUAACUCUCUUCUGACAGCGGUCUUCACAGGAACUUUUCACAGAAGUCACACAGUUAAAGCAAGUUCUAGAGAUGUAGAAGCCAGGAAAAAGAGUGUGAACCCUUUGCUUCUAAAUAAGGAGACCAGGGGAUCCAUUGGGCUUCUAGCAGCCUUCUUGCUUCAGACUUCUCAGAAGGCAAAAUGAGUAAGAGAGAGAUGAGUGUGUGUCAGCAAACUUGGGCCUUAUUAUGCAAGAACUUUCUUAAAAAAUGGAGAAUGAAGAGAGAGCCCUUAAUGGAAUGGUUGAUUGCAUUGUUCCUGCUACUUGCUUUGUAUCUAUAUCCUCAUGUUCAUGAAGUUAAUGAUUUUUCUUCACUGCCUCCCAUGGACCUGGGACAGGUAGAUUCAUUUAAUGCAUCUCAAUCUGAAAUUGCAUACACACCCGUCACCAAUACAACCCUACAGAUAAUGAAUAUAGUAGCCUCAGCCUCCUUCAUGAAAGAUACAGAAGUCUUGGGACUGUCCAGUGAAGAAAGUAUUAAAAAACUAACAGCAGAUCACCCUGAGGAAAUCAUAGGAGUCAUCUUUACUGAUACAUUCUCAUAUCAUUUGAAAUUCUCUCCGGGACACAGAAUCCCAGUAAGGAAGGAACACAUGGACCACACAGCUCACUGUUAUGAAAUGAACGAAGCUGUUGAUUGCGAAGUGUCAGAAUUCUGGAAGAGAGGUUUUGUGGCUGUUCAAGCUGCCAUUAACGCUGCUAUUAUAGAAUUCACAACAAAUCAGUCAGUGAUGGAGCAGCUGAUGUCAGUUACCGGAAAAAAUAUGAAGAUACAUCCCUUCAUCAGCCAAGGGGGAAUCACCACGGAUGUCUUCAUUUUCUUCUGUAUUAUUUCCUUUUCCCCAUUCACGUACUAUGCUUCUAUUAAUGUCACAAGAGAGAGGAAGAAGAUGAAGGGCCUGAUGACAAUGAUGGGUCUUCGAGACUCCGCAUUCUGGCUCUCCUGGGGUUUGCUCUAUGCUGGUUUCAUCUUCAUCAUGGCCCUUUUCUUGACGCUCAUGGUAAAAUCUGCCCAGUUUAUCAUCCUGUCUGGCUUCGUGGUGAUCUUCGCCCUCUUUCUCCUCUAUGGAUUGUCUUUAAUUGCUUUGACUUUUCUGAUGAGUGUCUUGGUAAAGAAGUCUUUCCUCACUGGCCUGACAGUGUUCCUUCUCACUGUCUUUUGCGGGAGUCUGGGAUUCAUGGCUUUGUACAGAUACCUCCCUGCGUCCUUGGAGUGGAUUUUAAGUUUUCUGAGUCCCUUUGCCUUCACGCUUGGAAUGACCCAGCUUUUACACUCGGACUAUGAUUUGAACUCAAAUGCACUUCUUGACGCAUCGGACAGCUCGAAUCUAAUAAUAGCAACAAACUUUGUGUUAUCUUUUGAUAUUUUCUCCUAUCUGGCCCUGGCGAUUUAUUUUGACAGAAUUUUAUCGAAUGAAUAUGGACAUCGAUAUUCACCCUUGUUUUUCCUGAAGUCUUCCUUUUGGUCAAAACAACAGAGGGCUGAUCAUAUAGCCCUUGAAGACGAAAUGGAUUCUAAUCCUUCAUCUAAUGACUCUUUUGAACCAAUGUCUCCAGAGUUCCAUGGGAAAGAAGCCAUCAGAAUCCGAAAUGUUACAAAAGAGUAUAAAGGAAAACCUGAUAAAAUAGAAGCUUUGAAAGAUCUGGCAUUUGACAUAUAUGAAGGCCAAAUCACUGCAAUACUUGGUCACAGUGGAGCUGGAAAAUCCACACUGUUAAACAUUCUUAGUGGGCUAUCUGUUCCCACCAAAGGUUCAGUCACCAUCUAUAAUAAUAAACUCUCACAAAUGGCAUACCUAGAAAACAUCAGCAAGCUCACUGGAGUUUGUCCACAAAUCAAUGUGCAGUUUGACUUCCUUACUGUGAGAGAAAAUCUCAGGCUCUUUGCAAAAAUAAAAGGAAUUCAGCCACAUGAAAUUGAUAAAGAGGUUCAGAGAGUUUUGCUGGAAUUGGAAAUGAAAAAUAUUCAGGACAUCCUUGCUCAAAACUUAAGUGGUGGACAGAAGAGAAAACUAACCUUUGGGAUUGCCAUUUUAGGAGAUCCUCAGAUUUUCCUGUUGGAUGAACCAACUGCUGGAUUGGAUCCCUUUUCAAGGCACCAAGUGUGGAACAUCCUGAAAGAGCGGAAAACAGACCGCGUGAUCCUCUUCAGUACCCAGUUCAUGGAUGAGGCUGACAUCCUGGCUGAUAGGAAAGUGUUUCUCUCCAAAGGGAAGCUGAAGUGUGCAGGCUCUUCCCUGUUUCUAAAGAAGAAAUGGGGGAUUGGAUAUCACUUAAGUUUGCAGUUGAAUGAAAUGUGUGUCCAGGAGAAAAUAACAUCCCUUAUAAAACAGCACAUCCCUGACGCCAAACUGUCAGCAGAAAGUGAAGGGAAACUUGUCUAUACGUUGCCCUUAGAAAGAACACACCAAUUUCCAGAACUUUAUGAGGAUCUUGAUAGAUGUCCUGGCCUGGGAAUUGAGAAUUAUGGUGUUUCCAUGACAACCUUGAAUGAGGUGUUCCUGAAACUAGAAGGAAAAUCAUCUCUUGAUGAAUCAGAUAGUGCCAAUUUGGGAGAGGUACCAGCAGAAAGAUCUGGAGACACAGAAAGGCUCGUUGAGAUGGAACAAUUUCUCUCUUCACUUAAUGAGCCGAGACAAACAAUAGGUGGCCUGGCUCUCUGGGGACAGCAAAUCCGUGCAAUCGGAAGGGUCCGCUUAUUAAAGUUAAAGCAUGAAAGGAAAGCUCUUUUGUCACUGCUGUUGAUUCUAGUCGUUGGAUUUUGCCCUCUUCUUUUGGAGUAUAUCAUCAUGAAAAUACACCAAAACAGUUACACUUGGGAACUUUCUCCUGAUUUAUACUUCCUUGCUCCUGGACAACAACCACGUGAUCCUCUCACUCAGUUGUUAAUCAUCAAUAAAACAGGGGCCAGCAUUGAUGACUUUAUACAUUCUGUGGAGAAUCAGAACAUAGCUUUGGAAGUGGAUGUACCUGGAACUAGAAAUGGCCUGGAUGACCCAUCUUAUAAUGGAGCCAUUAUAGUGUCUGGUAGUGAAAAGAAUUACAACUUUUCAUUAGUAUGCAAUACCAAAAGACUGACUUGUUUCCCAGUUCUUAUGGAUAUUGUGAGUAAUGGGCUACUUGGAUUGGCUGAGCCAUCAGCACAUAUCCAGACUGAGAGAAGUACUUUUUUGGAGGAGGAUCAGGGUAAUUCGUUUGAAUACCUGGGAUAUACCAUGUUCUGGUUGACUUUGUCAUCCUGUUGUGCCCCUUAUAUUGCCAUGAGCAGCAUUGAUGAUUAUAAGAACAAAGCUCGGUCUCAGCUCCGGAUUUCUGGACUCUCGCCUUCUGCUUACUGGUUUGGGCAGGCGCUCGUCGAUGUCCCGAUGUACUGCCUCAUCUUCGUUUUUAUGUAUUUAAUGAGCUACAGUUUAAGCCUCCAAGACGGUUUAAACAUCUAUGAUUUAUUCGGAGUUAUAAUUUGGAUUAUACAAAUCCCGUGUACUCUUGGUUAUGCCACCUCACUUAUCUUUUUGACAUACGUGAUUUCGUUCAUUUUUCGCAAGGGAAAAAAAAAUAGUGGCAUUUGGUCCUUUUGCUUCUAUAUUAUCACCGUCCUCGCUGUGCUUGGACUUCUGUUUGAUGACAGUGAGCACGGUGCCUUGUACACCGUUGCCUUUUUAGUACCGCAGGCCACAUUAAUUGGCUACGUGUUCUUAGUUUUCCAUUUUUCCAUGUUUUAUUACCUUGAUGAAGAAUCAAGAACCAUUGAGCCAUUUUUGGUAUCCCUGAUCCCUUUCCUUCAUUUUAUCACCUUUCUUUUUAUUCUUCGAUGUCUGGAAUGGAAGUUUGGGAAGACGUCCAUGAGAAAGGAUCCCUUCUUUAGAAUCUCUCCAGGAAGGAGUGACGUGUGUCCAAAUCCAGAAGAGCCAGAAGGGGAAGACGAAGACGUUCAGAUGGAAAGAAGGAGAACAGCAGAUGCCCUGAAUUCCACGAAUUUCGAUGAGAAACCUGUCAUUAUCGCCAGCUGUCUACGCAAGGAGUACGCAGGGAAAAGGAAACGCUGCUUGUCCAAGAAGAAGAAGAAAAUAGCCACAAGACAUGUCUCUUUCUGUGUUAGGAAAGGUGAGGUUUUAGGAUUAUUAGGACACAAUGGAGCUGGUAAAAGUACAUCCAUUAAAGUGAUAACUGGGGACACAAAACCAACUGCUGGGCAGGUGCUCCUGAAAGGGAGCAGCGGAGGGGACCCCCUGGGCUUCCUGGGGUACUGUCCCCAGGAGAACGCGCUGUGGCCCAGCCUGACGGUGAAGGAGCAUCUGGAGGUGUUCGCCGCCGUGAAGGGGCUGAGGAAAGCGGCCGCCGCCGCGGCCAUCGCGCGUUGUGCUUCGCGCUGAGCCUCCUGGGAAACCCGUCGGUGGUGCUUCUGGAAGAGCCGUCCACGGGGAUGGACCCCGAGGGG
Phacochoerus africanus (Common warthog) is the source of this 7317-nucleotide messenger RNA. Its product is annotated as ABC-type organic anion transporter ABCA8-like. Gene Ontology annotation, cellular component: intracellular membrane-bounded organelle; mitochondrial inner membrane. Gene Ontology annotation, biological process: transmembrane transport; lipid transport. The coding region runs from base 3020 to 7252 and encodes 1410 amino acids. Gene Ontology annotation, molecular function: ATP binding; lipid carrier activity; ABC-type transporter activity. NCBI's taxonomy places the organism in Eukaryota, Metazoa, Chordata, Mammalia, Artiodactyla, Suidae. The transcript is spliced from 34 exons. The record is from RefSeq and is a predicted model, not a curated record.